AAAAAAAAUAAAACACCUUCUCAUCAUUGGAUGCUAGAAAUACCAUAGCUAAAAAGACACUUCAUACAAAUUCCACCACCAAAUCACGCCCAACCCUCUUCUCACCAUCAAAACAUUUGAAACCUCAAACCAUUCACAUCUUCUGUUCCAACCCCCUUCAACAAAGAAUAUUUCAAAAUGGCCUCCUCAACCACCACCUUCACCGCAACCUACACCAACUCCACAACCCUUUCUCCCUCCUUCACACUUACCAAGGAUGUCCCCACCACAACUUCGACCAAUUCAACCUCUUCAUCAUCAGAAAUGACCACCUCCGACCGCGCCAAGUACCUCCACGAACUCCGGCAAAUCGCCGCCACCUUCCAAGACGACAUCAACCGGGAGCUCACGCAGCGGAUGGAGGAGGACAACAAGCGGGCGGGUCAGAAUGGUGGUGAUGACCAGAGCAAGGGGAAGGAGGCAGAGGCCAAGGAGGAGGAGAACUAUGGCGAGGAGGUUGUUGAGGAGGAUGAGUGAGUGAGCGAGUGAUUUGGAACAAGAAAGAGAGAGAGAAGGAGAGAGAGAAGGAGAGAGAGAGCAGUGGGCUGGAAAGGGCUUGGAAGAAGAGGGCACGAGCGGGACGAAGGAUUUCUUAGGCUGCAGUGGUAGUCCUUGGAUCUGUUGCUCCAUCCAUGAUAUCUGGGGUUA
Neurospora tetrasperma FGSC 2508 is the source of this 687-nucleotide messenger RNA. RefSeq lists its product as uncharacterized. Lineage: Eukaryota; Fungi; Ascomycota; Sordariomycetes; Sordariales; Sordariaceae. The transcript has 2 exons. The coding region runs from base 178 to 516 and encodes 112 amino acids. The record is from RefSeq and is a predicted model, not a curated record.